Messenger RNA from Malassezia sympodialis ATCC 42132, 798 nucleotides. RefSeq lists its product as uncharacterized. The coding region runs from base 1 to 798 and encodes 265 amino acids. The record is from RefSeq and is a predicted model, not a curated record. Gene Ontology annotation, molecular function: RNA binding; protein binding. The transcript is spliced from 2 exons. Gene Ontology annotation, cellular component: SMN complex. Gene Ontology annotation, biological process: spliceosomal snRNP assembly. NCBI's taxonomy places the organism in Eukaryota, Fungi, Basidiomycota, Malasseziomycetes, Malasseziales, Malasseziaceae.
AUGAGCGGUGGUGAGGCGGCUCGUGCGGCAACGGGCAGUGCCGACUUUUCGGCGUAUGUACGACUGGCUAAUGGGUGCAGAAAAUUCUGGGACACGUAUACGGGCGAGUGUUUGCAUACUUUUGCGCAUAGUCACAUUGUGCGCAGUGUGGCUCUGGAUGCAGAUGCACAAAAGCUCCUCACUGCGGGCAAUGAGAAGAAGCUACGUCUGUUCGAUCUCGGCAAGCCGCCGACCGACGCUGCUGGGGCCCAACUGUUCCGCACGAAUGAUGCUGGGACGACGCACGAAGGCCUCAUCCGCAGUGUGGUGCUGGGACGUGGCGUCGACACGGCGCAGACGAUUGUGACUGCAUCGGAAGACAAGCUGAUUCAAUGGUGGGAUUUGCGGACCAUGGAACCCGUGCAUGACAUGGUGCUAGAUGCGCCAUUUGUCUCGAUGGAGCGGUGUGUUGGCUCGUUUGGUGAGUACGUUACUAUCGCCGCGGGGCAUGAUGCCUGGUUUGUGGAUCUUGGCACGCACGAAGUGGUCCAAAAGCAUACGCUGGACAUUACGCCGUCCUCCAUUUCGCUGCACCCCACAUCAGCCGAUGCAUUUGUAGCUGGGUGCACGGCCGAUGAGUGGGUGCGCAUGUUCGACUAUUCGACGGGCCAGGAGCGGGACCUGUACAAAGGCCAUCAUGGACCUGUGCACUGCGUCAGCUACUCGCCCGAUGGCGAAGUGGCAGCAAGUGGCAGCGAAGAUGGCACGAUUCGUUUGUGGCAGACAAACCCAGGAAAGAAAUACGGAUUGUGGUCGUAG